CAAGAUACGAAAAGUCGCUUUUGGGCGACAUACAUGCACGAAGCCGCCGAACAUGAUGGUCAAAUUCUCGAAAAGUACAAAAGUGACAUGGAUAUCGUUUUGAUCUUCGCUGGUCUUUUCUCCGCUGUCACUACAUCCUUCAUUGUCAAUAUGCAGCAAAACUUAGCUCCCGAUCCAACCACAGAGACCAACAUGCUUCUCAAGAGACUGAUUCAUACAAUUGACAACUCAACAUUUCCGGGCGGUAAUUUCGACACUCCACCAUGGACCGGUCCUAGCUCCACCGACAUAUGGGUUCAGUCGCUCAUAUAUGCAAGUCUCUCAGCGAGCCUUCUUGCAGCGUUAGGAGCAAUGCUUGGCAAGCAAUGG
Messenger RNA from Suillus paluster, 369 nucleotides. RefSeq lists its product as uncharacterized. The record is from RefSeq and is a predicted model, not a curated record. The annotation marks the transcript as partial. The transcript has 2 exons. NCBI's taxonomy places the organism in Eukaryota, Fungi, Basidiomycota, Agaricomycetes, Boletales, Suillaceae.